AUGGUGGGGUACGAAGGAGAGCCGUGGCAGACUAGGCCCGACGGAGAAAACCCAUGGCCGAUUGGGCCAGCGGAGGAGGAAGAGCUUAGCUUUGCAGACCCGGAAGGAUGGGUGGACCCGGGCCUAGAGGAGGCGAGAUUGGGCUGGGUCACGGAGCCAAAGUCGGGACGAACCGGGCCAACCACUAGGCGACCGACCGGUCAGUUCGGGAUCGGUCGAGCCGGCCUGAACCGAACCGGGUCGGGUCAUCCACCGGCGAACAACAGCUGGGGCGCUUCGGGCAGGGGUCUAGGCAAGGGCCAGGAGUAA
Linum trigynum is the source of this 309-nucleotide messenger RNA. Lineage: Eukaryota; Viridiplantae; Streptophyta; Magnoliopsida; Malpighiales; Linaceae. The record is from the annotation of a GenBank genome assembly.